CUACAUUUGAACAAUGGUUAGUAGCGAAUUCAGAAACUCCCUCCACCAAAAGUUUUUGGAGCGACAGGGCAAACAGAGCCAACGGUUGCGCUUCGAGGACAAACCGGAACACGUGCCCUUCACGCGAAAUGAGCCGCCAAUUCGCCCGUUUCGAAGCAGAAGUCCUCCUGGUAUUGGCCAGCUAGCCGCGCGUUUACGCAACGACAAGACUAUCCUCAAUAAGUACGCCACCACCUCGGUUUUCAGCCAGCCAAAGCCUCUGGGCACGGCUGUCAGACCGCUCAACUUAUCGCCCAUUAAGCGGUUUCGGGACUACGUCCCGGGCAGCUCCUCUCUCUCUCUCAGACCUACCCUCACGUACAAGGCCAGAGUCACGCCGCCGCUACGCCGGUCCCACGUACCAAAUCAGCCACUGUACAGAGUGGCGAAACCUGAACAAAAGCCUGACUCGUCCUUGAAGGCAUCCCUCUUUGACAAGAUUUUCAAGUCGAUCAACCCAUUCAGCUCGAUUAGCACGGAGUCGGAAGCCGAAAGAUUUAAAUACACGGCAGAAAAGCUGUAUGGGGUUAGUACUCAAUCAGAGCUGUCCUCUCAGGCCGAGCCACCUCGAUACACGCAGUCAUACAAACAUUCCUUGGGUAGCCAUCGUUCCGAUCUCCCUCAGUCCUAUCUGGCGGUGAACGCCAAUUCAAUCGCAGAAAUACAUUCGUUGGAACGUGAACGGGAGAGAAUUCGGGCCGAAAGGCGGGAGCUAGAGGAGCUGACACGUGCUCUCCAGCAACAAUACAUGGACGACUUGAAACAAAAGGAGGAGGAGCUAUUGCGGGAAAGACGUGCUCGCAACUUGACAGAGAGCGAGUUGGAGGCGAAAUUGGCGCACCAGAAGCGAGAAAACGAGCUACGCGAGCAACGACUCAAGGAGUCGCUUGACGAAAAGCUUCGGGCGAAAGAAGCCGAGGACGAACAGCGCUACGCCAAACUUAUGGAGACGCUAGAACAGAAGGAACGCCAGCGCCAGGCAGACGAGCGGAUGCGGAUGGAACGCGAUGUGCUCUGGAACGAGCAGCAGGAGAAGUUGGAGCGUGAAAUAAAACGCCAGGCGGCAGAGAGUGAGAGGAAGCUCCAAAAGCUCGAGGAAGAGGCCGAGCGCCGCGAGCGGAAGUUCAAGGAGAUUGAAGAAACGGCCCGUCGCGAGCAGAAGCUCAUGGAGAUCGAAGAAGAGGCAAAGCGCCGCGAGCAAAAGCUCAAGCAGAUUGAUGAGGCAGCACGUCGCGAGCAGAAGCUCAAGCAUAUUGAAGAGGCAAAGCGCCGCGAGCAGAGAGCCCUCAGCAAAAAGCGGUACGAGUUGAGAGAGUUGAUGAAUGAGGCGACUGCUAACAUUAAGACCAAUACCAGUCCCAGGAAGGUGAGGAUUUCUCCUAGGAACACCUCAUCUGAGCGUGCAUCUCAUGCGGAUGAAUACAAACUCCGCUACGAACAGAAAAAGCGCAGUGACAAAGAGUGGUUGAAGCAGGAGUAUGAAGUCCAGCUCGCGGCGUACCUUCCGACGACCGGGUACGAUUUCAAGCGGUUCAAGAUCAAGUUUGAGCGAUCCCAUCUCAAGUACCAGACCGAUGAGAUAAAGCGGAAACAGAAUGAUCACCACGUGCGGUUGCUAGAGCUUGUGGACUCCGUUUCCGACUCGGAGCUUGAACGCUAUUUCAAGGAAGCUGCGACACCCCAACCAGGAACAGCCAAGGGCGAUCCAAACAACGCGGUGUUUGGCGAAAUCAACACCAAGUUGUACGAGGCAUACCAGUACUUGCAAGACUUGCUGAACCGAGGCACUAUAUUGCUCGACGACUACACGACGCUAGCCUUGAUCAAGGAGGACUUGUCGUUGUUCAAGGGGGUGAUAGCCAAAUGGACUGUGAGAGAGGAACUGAAGGUGGACGCAUGUGGGCUUGAGAUCAUGGCUCUUGAAAACGCCUCCAGGCGAGAAAUGCUCGUUCAGCUUAUGGAGAAAUAUAUCCCGGAGCCUCCGUCGAGAGUAACAGCAAAGGAGACUGACCACUUUGAGCAGUGUCUCUCGGCCUUGAAGAAUCUCUUGACGAUGAAUGACCUACAGGAGCAGUUGAUCUAUCUUGAAGAGUUGGUCCGCAGGCUUGAGAAAGACAAUUAUUCUACAAACGGAGAUGUUGACAGCGAGCUUUCCUCAGCAAUGUUGCUCUCGCCGGUUCAGAUCAACUUGCGAGAUUUUUCAUAAAAACUGGGGGGAAACGGCAGAAGUGUGAAAGGUGUGGGUCUAGUAAAACGGCCGUACCUAAAAGUAACACUUACACUGACUUUCAGGGUUCGGGGAAUUCUAGAUACUUUUAAGAGGAAUUAUCAAACCUCAAAUACUUAGGGGUAAAAUCCAUUUUGUAAGCUGUGACUCCCUGUGUCAAUCGCAAUUUAACGUGACAAGCACGGGAUUUGGCAGAUAUCAUUGUUCUA
Babjeviella inositovora NRRL Y-12698 is the source of this 2475-nucleotide messenger RNA. RefSeq lists its product as uncharacterized. Bases 14 to 2245 code for a protein of 743 amino acids. Lineage: Eukaryota; Fungi; Ascomycota; Pichiomycetes; Serinales. The record is from RefSeq and is a predicted model, not a curated record. The transcript has a single exon.